This is a messenger RNA of Microsporum canis CBS 113480, 1536 nucleotides long. RefSeq names its product cytochrome P450. Gene Ontology annotation, molecular function: heme binding; iron ion binding; oxidoreductase activity, acting on paired donors, with incorporation or reduction of molecular oxygen. NCBI's taxonomy places the organism in Eukaryota, Fungi, Ascomycota, Eurotiomycetes, Onygenales, Arthrodermataceae. The record is from RefSeq and is a predicted model, not a curated record. The coding region runs from base 1 to 1536 and encodes 511 amino acids. The transcript is spliced from 4 exons.
AUGUUCCCGUUGUUUGUGGACGGGCUGUUGGUGCCCCAGGCUAUCGUCCUUCCUUUCCUUGGGAGUGUUCUUGCCUUGGUUCUCACGUUCGUUCUUUUCGUUAUCGCUGCAGACUAUCACCAUGGCUGGAAGAGAAGGAGAUUUCUCGGCAAUAUCCCUCUCAUGGACGACAAAAGUUACUUCAGCCCACGCCUACGACUCUGGAGCUCCGGCCAUAACUACAUAGAGGGAUUUUCACGAGGGUAUACGGAGGAAAUUAAUUUCAACCAUAUCCUGGAUGCCGGCUGGAAGAUUCCAGUCGAGGCCAUGCAAGCUUGCAACAAGUUGAGCUCCUUGAGAAAGUUAACCUAUAUAACAUUGAUUUUCGUGCUAGUUCAGAUACUAACAUGCCUGUUAUCUCUAGAAAAGCUAGAUCCCCUAAUCAUGAAGGAGGCAGACUAUAGUAUCACCCAAUAUAUUGGCCAGUCAAAGAGUUGGAAAGAAGACUCGAUCUUCAACAUCUCGUUGAAGGUUAUGGUUGACAUUGGUGUUCUCCUGGUGUUCCACCCUGGGUUUGGGCGUGAAGCAGGGCUUGCAACGCAAAUGGGAGCUUAUGUUGGCCAGGUUGAGGCACGAACGCAUCUAUACGAGGCAUUUCCCCGGGUAAUGGGGCCUCUUCUUGAGCUAUUUGCGUCUGAGUGCCAUCAGAUCAGGUCUAGCAUGAAAUCAAUGAAGAAGACUAUCUUGCCAGAACUCAGACGCCUGAUUAAGCAGAAACGAGAGAGCCAACCGACCACCGAUGAUCACUUCUAUACCAGUUCAAUGGUUGAGCUUGCCUUGAAAAAGGGUCCCUUGAGCAGAAAAGGAGAGGUUAAGGACGAAGAACAUCAUAUUGACAUGAUGGCCGAUGAGACCAUGUUCAUGUUCUUUGAAGCGGUCGAGCCCACGACGAUGAUUCUAAGCGCUUUCCUCGCACGACUUUUACGCCAUCCGGAGUUUGUCGAGCCCAUCAGAGCAGAAUUGGCCGAAGCCUUGAGACUAGACGAUGGCAAAUGGAGUUUCGAUAUGUUUAACAAGACGCCCAAGUUCGAGAGCUUCAGCCGAGAGGUCCUCCGCAUGGACGGGAUUAACUUGGUUGCUGGAAGCCGUCAGGUUGUCAAGGACCCAGUGACAAUUAAGUCCUUGGGUAUGACUUUCACGCCAGGGACGAAUAUCACUACAUCCGGUCAAUUCACCCAUCUGGAUCCUGAGUUUUACCCUGACCCCACCAAAUUUGAUGGUAACCGCUUCUACAGCACAGAUCUAACUGCUAGUGACAUACACCGCGACACCGUUUCGCCUAACGAAAGGUGGGUGCCGUUUGGACUCGGCAUCUCGUCAUGUCCUGCUCGAGUGUUGGGUAUCAGACUGUGCCAGCUCAUGGCUGCGAAAAUGCUAUUGGCCUACAAUAUGGAAUUUGCACAUGAAGACGGCAAAUCUCCGGAUUUCAACGUCUUUGUGGAUGCUGUCGCGAUCCUGAACCCGGAAAUCAAGAUGAGAUACAAGAGCCGCCAGUAG